Molecule: messenger RNA, 1896 nt
Organism: Suillus bovinus
Lineage: Eukaryota; Fungi; Basidiomycota; Agaricomycetes; Boletales; Suillaceae
Product: peptidase S28
Exons: 11
Coding region: 199-1740 (513 amino acids)
Biological process (GO): proteolysis
Molecular function (GO): serine-type exopeptidase activity; dipeptidyl-peptidase activity
Source: RefSeq, a predicted model, not a curated record
CGACUCAUGUACCUGGAAGAUCAGAAGACUUAAUUCAAGCUGCCCCUUGCGGCACAUGAGCGGCUUCUUGCGAAUCGAGAAAAUUGUCAAAUUGCAAGUAUUACGCUACCCACUUACGCAUCCUGCUGGCAAGGCUAUAAAAUGUUUUGCCAACCAUGAUCAUAUCGUCUAACCCCACCCUGGCUGUCAAAGCUCGACAUGUUGUGGGUUGCAUUGCUCAUCCUUUCAGACCUCGCCCGGGCAGCUAUUCCUAAUGCCAUGCUUCGUGGCAUGCAGUCUAUCCCCAAGGUCUCAGUGCCUGAACGUUCUGUCAUUUCACCAAACGGCACAGCACUCCCCAACAUUACGACCGUUUAUCACUUCGAACAACUUAUCGACCACGAUAAUCCAGACCUCGGAACCUUCAAGCAGCGAUACUGGAUGAACUGGGAAUUUUAUGAGCCUGGUGGUCCCAUUAUAUUGAUGACGCCUGGAGAAGUGGACGCAGAUGGAUACGAAAGCUACACUACCAACGACACCAUCAAUGGUCUCAUCGCCCAACAACAAAACGGUGCAGCCAUCCUCAUAGAACACCGUUUCUUUGGUUAUUCCAAUCCAUACGACAACCUCACAUCAGAAUCCCUAGCUCUCCUCACGAUCCAGCAGGCUAUCGAUGAUCUCGUAUAUUUCGCCACCACAGCUGACCUUCCCAUGCCUGGAGGUGAUGCUGUGAAACCAGGUCAGGCGCCAUGGAUAUUGAUUGGGGGAAGCUACUCGGGGGCCCUCACGAGUUGGACGAUGGUUGACAAACCGGGAAUUUUCUGGGCUGGAUACGCAUCUUCUGCCGUCGUAGAAGCCAUCACCGACUUUUAUGGUUAUUUCACACCUAUUCGCGACUACAUGCCACAGAAUUGUUCAUCUGAUGUACAAGCCGUGAUUGCAUACUUGGAUAGGAUGUUUACGGCUAACGACACCGCUGGAAUCCAGACGCUCAAGGAAACAUUUGGACUCGCAGAUGUUGUACACGUAGAUGAUUUCGCCAGUGCACUUCAAUACAACCUGUUCGAUUGGCAAUCUCUACAGCCCGAUUCCGGCCCAGGAGCGAUGUUUUUUCAGUUCUGUGACGCACUCGAGGUCAAAAACGGUAUCAGUGCAGGGCCUGAAGGAUGGGGGCUCGAAAACGCCAUCUACUCUUGGGGAAACUUCUGGAAUACCACAUACUACAACUCUGUCUGUGGAUCCGAGGACGCCGAAACCUGUAUCGGGACAUAUAACACGAGCCAGUCCUACUGGAGUGAUGUCACCGUGAAUAAUCCAAACAGGUCGUGGUUCUGGAUGGUAUGCAACCAAGUCGGAUGGUACCAGGUUGGCCCUCCUGAAGGCCAACCCGCGAUUGUGAGCCGCAUCCACCAACCCAUCUACGACGAGCGCGAAUGCGUGAACAUGUUUCCUCAGGCGUUCUCCUCUCCGCCUCAGCCGACCACUGCACAGACCGACGUGAUGUAUGCCGGUUGGAACGUGAAUGUUCCACGGCUCUUCUUCGCCAAUGGUCUGCGCGACCCUUGGCGUGAAGCGACCGUCUCUGCUGAUGGGUUGAAUAAGCCUAAGGAUCCCAGCAUGCCCAUCUAUGAGGGCGAUGGAUUCCAUUGCUCGGAUAUGAUCAGGGGGAAUGCUAUUGUAGACCCGACCAUUGCAACUGUGCAGGAAGCUGCAUUGAUGUACAUGCACGAUUGGCUUGCUGAGUGGAAGCCUAAUGCUUAAUAACUCGUAUAGAUAGACGACCAGAACGGUUAAUAAUAACUUAUGCUGUUUUAUGUUUCAGACUGAAUUCUGGUGUGUUCCGAGCCACACCAGGAAUUCGCACCCGCCACAUUCAGUCAUGUAUGCGGCCAGUGCUCCCAGAGUCCGUCCGUAGAC